CGUGAAUCGCAGUUCAAAGAUAUCUUCAAUUAUGUCGAAAGCAAACUCAUUGAAGGCAACGGCGGAUGUAUGUAUAUCUCUGGAGUUCCCGGCACUGGCAAGACGGCCACCGUUCGCGAAGUCCGCCGUAAACUCGAGUCCAGCCAUAAAUACCCGGAGUUUUUGUUCAUCGAAGUCAAUGGUCUUAAGCUAAGCGAUCCGUUCCAGUGCUACGUUCAGAUUCAUUACGAGUUGACGGGAGAGAAGAAGUCUUCGUACGCGGCGGCCGACGCUCUCAAUGACCGGUUCACUGACGCGGACGGCGACCAGCGAUUCGUUAUCCUAUUUGUCGAUGAAUUGGAUUUAUUGCGGACCCGAAAGCAAAACAUUUUAUACCAUUUGUUUGAUUGGCCGACGAGACGACACUCGAAGCUCAUUGUGCUGGCGAUCGCCAACUCCAUGGAUUUGCCCGAAAAACUGAUGAUCAAUAGGGUGUCCAGUCGUCUGGGACUGACUCGGCUGUCGUUCCACCCGUACUCAUACAAAGAGCUCGAGGCUAUUGUCGAG
Oppiella nova is the source of this 546-nucleotide messenger RNA. NCBI's taxonomy places the organism in Eukaryota, Metazoa, Arthropoda, Arachnida, Sarcoptiformes, Oppiidae. The record is from the annotation of a GenBank genome assembly.